CAACAGAAGGGAGACUCAUUUUCACCUUUGCCUUUCAAUCCCGCUUCAUCGUCCGCCAGGCUUGUGAUUCACUCAGCAGUGUCUUAACAGGUGCUUCACAGAUGGCUGCCAGCACUGCAGCCACAACUCUGCUGCCGCCUGUGAAGAGCGUGUUGGUGUACAGGAAUGGCGACCCCUUCUACGGUGGCCGGAGGUUUGUGGUCAACCAGCGGCAAGUGGCCACUAUGGAGGCUUUUCUAAACGAAGUGACCGAGAACAUUGGUGCGCCGCUCGCCGUCAGGACCCUGUACACCCCCAGGCAGGGCCACAAGGUCACACACCUCCAGGACCUUCAGACAGGAUCCCAGUACGUUGCCGCUGGAUUUGAAAAGUUCAAGAAGCUGGACUACCUGAACGUAGGAGCAAAAAAGCACCCUGCUGCCCGUGAAGAAAUCCAGGCUAAAGUAACCCAGAGGCCAAAUGUCUCCGCGAAAUGGAGGAAGUUUAUACCUGUGCCUUGUGUUAUACACGUUUUCCGUAAUGGAGAUCUCCUGUGUCCGCCGUUUCGAUUCCUUAUUCCUCGAAGCAUGCAGCAGGACCUGGAGCAGAUUCUGAGUAUGGUCACAGAGAAGGUCUGCUUACGAACUGGAGCUGUGCGCAGGUUGUGUUCCUUGGAAGGGGUGACUGUGUCCUCAGCUGGGGAGCUGGAGACUGGCCACUGCUAUGUUGCCGUGGGAACCGAGAGGUUCAAGAAACUUCCAUAUGUGGAGCUGUGGGUCUCAAAAGCGACGGAGAGAUAUUACCAAGGAAAGAGACGACUGCUAAGGAGAACGGAGAACAGGAAAGCAGGGAGCGGUCCAGCAGAUCAGUACAGCGACUCAGCUCUCCUCAAUUCACCAGAUUCAGAUGGCCGGAGGGUGAAGUCAACAGGAGAUGAGGCUGCACCUCCACAAGCCCCACAGCAGAGGAGCAGGAGACAGGAAGCAGAUGAGGCCUUUGCAUUCUUCGCCAGGCCGGUCAAAAUCCGCAAGAACAGAGGACUGUCGAGACUACAACUCACAGGAUCUGUCCAGCCCAGCGUAUUUAAAGGAGCCGGACGGAAGAGAAGAGAGGAGGCACGAGGAGCUGAGGAGGUGCAGGAGGAUGAAAAUACAGCCACGGAGCUUCCCGUUGACCAGAGAGUUGCAGAAAUAGUGGAGAAUGAAGAAGUCGUCAACCGCGCAGACGAGCCUCUCCGCAGCAAACAGCAGGAACAGUCGUGUGAACAAAACGGUGUAGAACAUUCCGAAAACUGGACAGACACGUCUGCUGCUGAACUACAGGAACCAGAACAAAAGCACACGUCUCCAAGACCUUCAUCAAUCACCUCGCAGGGAGGGAACUGGGAAGAAAAGGACAAACCACAGGAAGUCCCGUCAAAUACAGUGGAACAGAACCACCGUCAGAACGACGAGUGAAACAGGAGCAAAGAGGAUUCACCAAGGCCGUCACCUCGGCAUCAUGAGCCUAAACAGCUGGACCACGUCCCAAAGCACAGAAAGCGGUUCACCAGAAGAAAGGACAUGAAUGUUGUCAUUUGUAGAAUUUUAACUGUGAUAAUGAGCCAAGUAACAACAUGAAUGUAUCAUGUUAUUCUUUAGGAAACUUGACAGACAUAAAAAUGUGACCUUCCUGGUAUAAAUUAAGACGCACCGAGAGAGGAAAUGGACACAAUGCCAUACGCAAUAGCACAAUAACCUACAGUCCACUGCAAAAACUCCGAACAAGCAAUUAACACGUUUGUAGCAUGCCUGCACACAUCUCGUAAAACUGCUUUUAGUACUAAACAUGAUUGAUAACAUUUAGUAUAUUAAUAUGCGAAGAGGUGCUAAAUAUUACUUAACAGCUUUUCAAGCCUUUGAUCACAGUCCAAAUUGUGAAAACAUUGACCUGGUGAUGACAUUUGGAUUAGGCUAUCACCAAAGAAACACACGUCACUGACAACCACUGAUGUCAACCUGCUGGUGGCACCAGAGAAGAAGUGAGGGCAUCGUUUAAACUUAGUAUGACUCAUCCUCUGAGGACUACGUGUCAAAUGACAUGAUUUGGCUGUAAUACUGUCGAUCAGAUUGUCGCGUAUACACGUCCACACUGAUAACAUGCCUGAGAAACAAAACUGGACUGGAUUUGGUUGCAUUAGUGUUAAUGAUGUUGGGUCCGGUCUGC
Solea solea (common sole) is the source of this 2184-nucleotide messenger RNA. RefSeq names its product doublecortin domain containing 2B (gene dcdc2b). NCBI's taxonomy places the organism in Eukaryota, Metazoa, Chordata, Actinopteri, Pleuronectiformes, Soleidae. Gene Ontology annotation, biological process: intracellular signal transduction. The transcript has 14 exons. Bases 102 to 1436 code for a protein of 444 amino acids. Gene Ontology annotation, cellular component: microtubule; microtubule organizing center. The record is from RefSeq and is a predicted model, not a curated record.